Paramecium tetraurelia is the source of this 726-nucleotide messenger RNA. RefSeq lists its product as uncharacterized. NCBI's taxonomy places the organism in Eukaryota, Ciliophora, Oligohymenophorea, Peniculida, Parameciidae. The transcript is spliced from 4 exons. The record is from RefSeq and is a predicted model, not a curated record.
AUGUCAGUGUCCUAAUUGUUAAUUAAAUUAUACCAUCUAGUUGCUGAUCAUAGCGAUAUCAAUUCCUUCUAAAAUUUUGUGAAAUCCCAGAACUUAAUUCAAUAAUUGACCAUCAUCAUCGAACAUAUUCAAAAUAACUCAAUCAAAAAGGAUUACAAAGAAUUAGAAAAGUAAUUGCAGAAGUAUGAAUCCGAAGUCAGAGUGCAUAUUAGAGAAUCCUACCUAAUGAAUUAGAAAUAUGAUGAUAUGAAAAACCAAAUCAAAUAGUUAGAGUAAGACAGAGAUGAAUUAUUGAAAAAUACAAAAAAGACAAUGAAUAAACUAAAAAAAGAGAAUGAGGAACUCUAUCGAAAAGUUAACAUCUUAUAAGAAGAAUUAAAUUACUACAGACAAAUUGAACUAUGUACCCAACAGUCAACGAAAAUAAGCAAUUCCAAAACCAUAGAAAAAUCAACUAAACUCAAAGACAAACGAUUUCAUACUAAUAUUACUCCUCAAAAGACAGCAAAUCAAUCAUUCGAUUAUUUAGUUAAUAAACGAUUAAGCUAAUAGAUUGUCCAAAGAAAAUAAAGCUUCUAAAAGUAUAUGUCUAGUAAAAGAAGAUCAUGCACUACUGAUUUAUCUAAAAAUUAUAUAACCACUUUUUGUCUAGACAAAUCAGAUUUCAAUAUAUUCUUUGAUUUAUCAAUAUUUCUGGCUUAUUCGCAUUAUCCAUAGGUAGUUUGA